AUGGGCUUUGGAGUUGCGUCUAAAUUAUCACGUCUACUCGUCAGCAGCUGGCUCAAGAAAGACGAGGUAAAGCUAACGGUUACUGAAAGUGAUGACGCUGUGGAGAACAUUGAACACGGUGAAGCGAAUCAAAUCCAAUCGAUUGAUUGGAAUGAUUUAAACUACCCUUGGGGCCUAAAUAUUGUGCACUAUAGCGCGAAUGAACUGGAUGAUGUUUCUGCGAAGGUCUCACGUAUCUCACACAUCGGCACAUUUGUUGUUUAUGGAACAUUAUUACUUAAUCUGGUCGACGUGAUAAUCCUUGCGCGCCAACUUUUAUUUAACAUUUGUUACGUUGGCAACAAAGAAGAAGCGCUACCUAACUUUUUGCACGGGAACGCAUAUACUACUGGUAAAUUGAAUGAGACAUUCAGCAUAACUGAUUUUCAGUGUCUUCUCUAUCUUGCUCUUGCGAUUCUUGGAGAGGGACCUAUCAAUGGUUUUACCAAGUUCGCACACUUAAAGAGUGAGAUUGCAGGAUGUGCAGGUUAG
Babesia bigemina is the source of this 531-nucleotide messenger RNA. RefSeq lists its product as hypothetical. The record is from RefSeq and is a predicted model, not a curated record. Bases 1 to 531 code for a protein of 176 amino acids. The transcript is spliced from 3 exons. NCBI's taxonomy places the organism in Eukaryota, Apicomplexa, Aconoidasida, Piroplasmida, Babesiidae.